AUGAAUGAGGCCUUCAUGCUCAAAGCUUUCUGGAGAUUAGUGGUGGAUAAUGACACUCUCUGGGCAAGAGUACUACUGAAUAAAUAUGAUAAAGGGAGACAAUUUCCUGGGGAGAUGAAAGUCAAAGGCUCAGAUUCUCAAUUCUGGAAAAAUCUUAAAAAGAUGAAGAUGAUCUUUGACAAGAAUACAAGAUUUUCAAUUGGUAAUGGUAAAUCGACUCGUCUUUGGGAUGAUCCUUGGGUAGAAAAUGAUCCACUUCGUGAGCACCUAACCAGUAAUCAGAUCCUUGUGGAGUUAAGGAACAUGACAGUUAUUGAAGCUGUGGAACAAAACAAUGAUUGGAACUACCCCCUUCUAAAGAAUCAUCUUCCGGAUAUCAUCAUUAACAAAAUAAGAGCUAUCCAUCCUCCUCUUCAAGAAGCGGGCAGAGAUGGAAUUUGGUGGAAUGCAACUCAAAAUGGAAUUUUUUCUGUUGCGAGUGCUUAUAAACUUUUAACAGGGCAUGGGAAACCACAAGAUCAAGUGUGGAAUUGGUUAUGGCACUGGAGAAAUAAGGAGAUUUUUAUGCCGGGUUUCACCAGACCUAAUGAUCCGUGCUCCUUCAUUUGCAAUCAAGCAAUUUCGAUCAGGAAUGCUCCUUACAAGUUGUAUACUAGAGAGUAUAGAGAAAAAGUGGAAAGACAGAUCUCAUGGUCAUGUCCACCUACCAACUGGAUCAAAUUGAAUUCUGAUGGUGCUUCGUGCGGAAACCCAGGAACAACAUCAUGUGGAGGACUCUUAAGGGAUGAGAUAGGGCAUUGGGUUGCUGGAUACUGUUCGAACUUGGGAAUCUGA
Arachis duranensis is the source of this 834-nucleotide messenger RNA. RefSeq lists its product as uncharacterized. NCBI's taxonomy places the organism in Eukaryota, Viridiplantae, Streptophyta, Magnoliopsida, Fabales, Fabaceae. The record is from RefSeq and is a predicted model, not a curated record. The transcript has 2 exons. The coding region runs from base 1 to 834 and encodes 277 amino acids.